AGUAAAUAAAGGCGAGCUAGCUGCCACAAGCUCCUUAGCUGCUCCUUCUUUCAACAGAAUAGACAAUGUUUCACCAUCUGUUAUUUAACUUGCUAUCAGUCAGUUGUCUGUAGGUUGAGUUGUUCUCGUUAAGCGAUGAACCGACAGCCUGAGUCGGGACUGUAAAAGGAGCCUCGGCCACUUCAUUUAAAUCUGUGGCGACUUCGCUAGCUACACGGGUUAGCUUAUCGCUAGCGAGCCGAGUUAGCAUCCAGAGAGGGUGUCUCGUCGCUUGUGACUAUGCAAGGGGAAACUACAGCUAUACGAAUCGCGGAAAACGAAGGGAAGCUGGAUGUAUUUCCCCAGAACAGAACCCCCAGCUCGGGGAGGGCGAGUGCCAAGAGUUGGCAGUAUAGUGACCAUAUGGAGAAUAUUGAUGGCUACCUAAUGAAAUACACUAACCUGGUAACAGGGUGGCAGUACAGGUUCUUUGUCUUAAACAAUGAGUUGGGCUUGCUGGAGUAUUUUGUCAAUGAGCAGUCGCGGGCGCAGAAGCCCCGCGGCAUGCUCCCCCUGGCCGGGGCCGUCAUCUCCCCCAGCGACGAGGACUCCCACACCUUCACCGUCAACGCCAUCAGCGGGGAGCAGUACAAGCUCAGGGCUACCGAUGCCAAAGAGAGGCAGCACUGGGUCAGCCGGCUGCAGAUCUGCACGCAGCACCACACAGAGGCCAUGGGGAAGAGUAAUCCCCCACCCAAGUCCCGGAGCUACUCGAUGGCGUCUCAAGGCAGCGGCAGCUCGCCCAUGUCCGUGCGCCGGCCCAGCCAAAACCCUACCGCCGUGUUCGGCUGGUCGCAGGUCCAGAAGGGCUCGUCCGUCUACUCCAGCAAGAGGUCGCUGCUGCCGGACCACCUGAUGGAGGCCAAAGAGAUGAUGACCCAAGCCCAAAGCCAACACAAAGACCUGAUGCAGAGCAUCGAGGGGCUGCCCUCCGCCCCGGGCCUCUCCCCUCUGGACCAGGAUCUGCUGAUGCUCAAGGCCACUUCCAUGGCCACCAUGAACUGCCUCAACGAGUGCCUGCACAUCCUCCACCUGCAGCAGGUGGCCAGACACAGAGGCUCCCUGGGAGGACCCACCAUCGAGUGGCUGGAGCCCAAACUGCCCGACCUCCUGAAGAACGGCAGCGGCUCCCUGGGCAGCUUCAACACGGGGGAGGGCACGCUGGAGGGGGGGCGCCUGGAGCUCAGCAGCCCCGAGUCCUGCAGCUUCUCUGGGGAGCAGGAGGACAUCGAUGCAGAGGAUGAGUUGGAGGACUCCUUCACGGAUAAGGAGGAGGACCUGGGGGCCGUGGAGGAGGAGCGCAGCGUCAUCCUACACCUGCUGUCGCAGCUGAAGCUGGGCAUGGACCUCACGCGGGUGGUCCUCCCUACCUUCAUCCUGGAGAAGCGCUCUCUGCUGGAGAUGUACGCCGACUUCAUGUCCCACCCGGACCUCUUCGUGGCCAUCGCCGACGGCGCCAGUCCUGAGGACCGCAUGGUCCGCUUCGUGGAGUACUACCUCACCUCCUUCCACGAGGGCCGCAAGGGCGCCAUUGCUAAGAAGCCCUACAACCCAAUCAUUGGCGAGACCUUUCACUGCUCCUGGAAGGUUCCCAAGAGACCAGAGGCCUCCAAGGAGCCUCCGCAGGGAGGCUCGGACCCGGCCGCCGCCGCCACCCAGGACUUCCACCAAGUGCGCUUUGUGGCAGAGCAGGUGUCCCAUCACCCACCUGUGUCUGGCUUCUACGCUGAAUGCCAGGAGAAGCGGAUGUGCGUGAACACACACGUGUGGACCAAGAGCAAAUUUAUGGGCAUGUCCAUCGGAGUGUCCAUGAUAGGAGAAGGUUGUCUUUAUUUGCUGGACCACGAUGAAGAGUACACCUUCACGCUGCCGUGUGCCUACGCGCGCUCCAUCCUCACCGUUCCCUGGGUGGAGCUGGGCGGCAAGGUCAACAUCAACUGCGCCAAAUCGGGAUACUCGGCAGUCAUCACCUUCCAGACUAAACCCUUCUACGGUGGCAAAUUACACAAGGUAACCGCGGAGGUGAAGCACAACUCCACCAACGCGGUGGUUUGCCGCGUGCAGGGCGAGUGGAACGGGGUUUUAGAGUUCAGCUACACCAACGGGGAGACGAGGGUGGUCGACGUCACCAAGCUGCCUGUGACGAAGAAGCUGGUGCGGCCGGUUGAGAAGCAGGGACCCACCGAAUCCAGGCGCCUGUGGCAGCACGUGACGGAGUCUCUGCGGCUGAAGGACAUCGAAAAAGCCACCGAGCACAAGAGGAUCCUGGAGGAGAGGCAGCGGACGGAGGAGAGGCACCGCGCCGAGACCGAAACGCCUUGGAGGACCCGAUACUUCGACAGGGAGGGUGAAGGCUGGGUUUAUCACAAACCACUCUGGAAAAACUCUGCGUUCAAAUCCUAGUUCCUUCGGUCCGUAUCUUGGAUGUUGAUAUUGUAGAUUCAGGAGUGCGUGUGCGUGCGUGUGCGUGUCGACGGCUAUGAGGUGAAAGUAUUGAAAGACCUGCACUGGCGUUCAGAUGAAUGCAGCGUAAAGACAGUCCAGACAGUCCAGAAUCCAGUGUCAGUGGUUGAUACUUGUACAGGUAAUGGUACUCUAUUUACACAGCCUUAAGAUGUUCUGGUGGAUGAUGAUGCUCUCGUUUCGAGUUCGGACUGGAUGUGGUUCUUCUUCUUCUUCUCUUUUUAAGCUGUGGUCUCACACGAGGGUGAAGGGACUUUUUCACGAGUUUCUUCAUCAGAUAAGGCGAAUAAAAUUUACUGAUACCAACUCUCACUGAUGAGAUCCGAGCCCAUGCGAUGUGUUUCCAUGCAGGGGUCUGGUGUGGGCAGAAGUUUGGCUGUAACAUUUAUCAUGUGGUGCGGGAAGAUUUCUGACGUGUAAAGGCUGCAGUGAAACUUCUAAGAGACACAAGGUCAUGACAAAACCAUAGUUAAUGAUAUCCGUUAAGAUCCAAAAAUACCGUGGAUUAAAUUUAGAGUUGAAAAUAAACUCCUAUACCACCGUUCCAGGCUUGCUGGUAAAGUCAUAUUCAACAUUUAUAAGCGUUGUGUAAACUUGUAAUAAAUGGUUUAUGAUGCCAUGUGAGCAGAGUGUUUAGGAACUUUUACUCCCAGGACUAAAAAAAAACAAACACUUUUUUUGUUUUGUUUUUCCUGAAAGGAACUAAAAGGUACCAUACCGCUGAUUGCAUUUCCAACACAAAUUUGUCCCAUUUUUGCAGAAGUCUUUGCAACAUUAAAAAAAAAAAAAACCCACAGCAGUGGGAAAACUUAAGCAUUAGCAGCAGAGCAGAUAUUCAAGACCCCUCCCCCAAAGUUGUGAAUGUUUUCUUUUAAAAAUAUAAUUAGUAACUGGCCCUGAAAAUUGUUCUGCUACUCCCACUCCUGUCCAGAAGGUGGCAGAAUCGUGCUCAACAACGACGAACACACUAAACGCUUGAAAAGAAACAAGCUGUCCUCAACAGUUCCUAGUUCCUGGGUGAGUUCCUGUGGUGAAAAUGUGACAAUAGAGUGUUAUAAAUCUUUUAUUAGAAGUUGUUAAAUGACAAACAGAUCUCCAUGUUUAAAAUCUUUGAAUCGGACACUACAUUCAACAGUCCUGUUAUUUUACCCUCUAAAUUCUGAUUUAAUCGUUGGAUGCUGUUAAUGUUGAUUUAUUUAUUGACGAGGUCACAGUUCCUGGGCGGCAUGUCGUAGACUAGCUGAUGAGUAACCAAAUUUUUUUAUGACUUAAUCACAGAGAAUGCGUCUAAAAUGGGAUCCUCCACUAUUGGUGUGUUUAGCCCCUCGUCUCUGUUUUGCAGUGUAUGGAAAAUGUGCAUGAGAGCUUGGUUCACGUUGACCGAGUACUAUACCGGUGUACUUCAGUUUGUCUGUUGUGAAAGCUUUUAACCAAACUGGCUUGUUUUGUAAUGCAAAUAAAUAUUUUCUUUCUCGUGCUUUAAUUGCUCUUAUUUUUAGAGCCACUUUUUGUAUAGGUUUGUUGCGCUGUCACUUUUCUUCUUCUUCUUCUUCCCCCCAUUUAAAAGUAAUUCCCCUCUGCUAUACUCUGACAUCCAAACUUUCCUCUAAAAAGUCCAUUUCUCCUGGGAUCUCUUCUCCACUCUGCCAUUGAUAAGCUACUCCCUCCAAGUCUUGGUGCCUUACGCGACUCUUUCAGUGCAUCUUCCAGUGAAGGAGCACGGCAUUUUCAUCAGUUACUAACCGAUGCAGUGGUGUAUGGAUUGUUUGUGUGUGAGAGCACUUUUAUUCUAGUUUUUUCUUUUCUUUUUUUUUUUUUGUCUUGCUGACCUAUGAAAUGCACUGACACCGAAGGAAACAUGAUGUUGUAGAAACAUGGACUUGUGUGAUAAUAAUCGAAUAAAUUGCGUAUCAGUUGUA
Messenger RNA from Mugil cephalus (flathead mullet), 4421 nucleotides. RefSeq names its product oxysterol-binding protein-related protein 11-like. The record is from RefSeq and is a predicted model, not a curated record. NCBI's taxonomy places the organism in Eukaryota, Metazoa, Chordata, Actinopteri, Mugiliformes, Mugilidae. The transcript is spliced from 13 exons. Gene Ontology annotation, cellular component: intracellular membrane-bounded organelle; membrane; cytosol. Gene Ontology annotation, molecular function: sterol binding. Bases 280 to 2442 code for a protein of 720 amino acids.